This is a messenger RNA of Penicillium cosmopolitanum, 492 nucleotides long. RefSeq lists its product as uncharacterized. The transcript has a single exon. The record is from RefSeq and is a predicted model, not a curated record. The coding region runs from base 1 to 492 and encodes 163 amino acids. NCBI's taxonomy places the organism in Eukaryota, Fungi, Ascomycota, Eurotiomycetes, Eurotiales, Aspergillaceae.
AUGGAGGAACGAACGCCUCCUUCCAUCUCAAUACUAGGCCAGGUCGCACAAUGCAAUGCCCACGAAGGGGAUUGUGCAGCAGCAGCACUCGGUCUCGGUGCUUUUCGCGAACUCCUCAGCAAACACACCAAUCACCGUGGCCGAUGCAUGUUGAUGCUGGGCGAGGCCGAAAUAGUUUUUCAAUCCAUCCAGCCGCUGUGUCAUAUUGCGGCGCUCCGAUCCCCCGAACCGCGCUGCACAGGGUCACACCCAGAUGAUCAUGAAAUCAUGGCCAAGCGCCCGGCUCUCUUGGGCCUGACCUUAGAACUCCUUCCCUACGAAGGUACUAAUGAUUUUAGCUUCAACUGUAUCUGCGCCCUUUCCAGGCUACCGAUGGCGGGCCCGAACUACUCCUGCGUCUGGAUCGUCUCCAGGAUGGCGUUGCCGCCCCUCUUCUCUUUCAAGGAGAUGCGACAGCUCAACUCUAAAAUCCUGCAGCUCUCUCACACUUAA